AUGGGGAUGCAAGGAUGCAGGCCAAGCAAGUUUCCAAUGGAACAAAAUUGCAAAUUACAAGCAAGUGAUGAUGAACAAGAUACUGAUGUCACAAGAUACAGAAGGUUAGUGGGGCGUCUACUCUAUCUAACAGUAACAAGACCAGAUAUCACAUAUGCAGUCAAUACAUUGUGCCAGUUUGUGACAACACCAAAACAAAGACAUAUGGAUGCUGUAGAAAGGGUACUGUGCUACUUAAAGUCAACUCCAGGGCAAGGAAUAUUGCUUAAAAGUGGUGCUGAAUUGAGGCUAGAGGCAUAUUGUGAUGCAGACUGGGGUGGAUGUCCCUUCACCAGAAGAUCCUGUACAGGAUAUAUGAUUAUGCUAGGAGGGUCACCUAUUUCAUGGAGAUCAAAAAGGCAAAUAGUGGUAGCAAAGUCAUCAGCAGAAGCAGAGUACAGAGCCAUGGCAGCAACAGUCAGUGAAGUAAUAUGGUUAAGAUGGUUAUUGACAGAACUAGGGGCAUCACAGCAGGAAGCUACUACCAUGUUCUGUGAUAAUCAAGCGGCAUUACAUAUUGCUAUGAAUCCCGUUUUUCAUGAAAGGAUGAAGCAUGUAGAAAUGGAUUGCUAUUUUGUUCCAGAACGAGUUCAAUCAGGAGAAAUAAUGCCUACAAAGAUUUGGACGAAGGAACAGGUAGCAGACAUGUUCACAAAGCCGUUGGGAAAAGACAGAUUUGAAUCCCUACUCAGCAAGUUGGGCUUUGCAAAUCUUCAUGCACCAACUUGA
Messenger RNA from Cajanus cajan (pigeon pea), 768 nucleotides. The record is from RefSeq and is a predicted model, not a curated record. NCBI's taxonomy places the organism in Eukaryota, Viridiplantae, Streptophyta, Magnoliopsida, Fabales, Fabaceae.